Molecule: messenger RNA, 9584 nt
Organism: Camelus dromedarius (Arabian camel)
Lineage: Eukaryota; Metazoa; Chordata; Mammalia; Artiodactyla; Camelidae
Gene: CFAP47
Product: cilia and flagella associated protein 47
Exons: 64
Coding region: 1-9525 (3174 amino acids)
Biological process (GO): sperm axoneme assembly; cilium assembly
Cellular component (GO): cilium
Molecular function (GO): protein binding
Source: RefSeq, a predicted model, not a curated record
AUGGAGACCGAGAGGAGCUCCCUCGUCGCCCGGGGCUUGGAGACCCCAAAGAAGGACCUGCAGCUGCGGGUGACCCCGUCGGAGGUGAAGUUCCUGGACGCGCUGGCCGGGAAGGUCUACCGCCUCCCAGUCACCGUACACAAUCUCGGCCGAUGCAAUCAGAAGAUCCGGUUUCAGGACCCUGUCAAACCACAGUUCAAACUGCUUUUGACCAAUCUGGAUAAAGCCCUUGCAUCUGGACUUCAGACGACAGCUAUAGUGGAAUAUCAUCCUGAUAAAGAUGAAGACACCUUCGACCAACUACUUAUUUCAGUAGGAAAUAAAACACUAGAGAUACCUCUAAUUGGGUUGAUUCCAUCCUGUCAACUGGAAAUUGAGUCAGAAGUUAAUUUUGGGAUUUUGGUUGCCAAUAAUAAAGUACAUUGUAAAGAGAUUAACAUCGUUAACCAUGGCACAGUGCCAGGUAUGUUUAAAACAGAAUAUCAAGGACAAUUACCCAUUGUCUUUUUUCCAAAUAAUGGUAUUGUGCAACCCAAGUCAUCAAUGGUUAUUAAAGUGGAUUUCUGUGCAGACCAGCCCAUAAUUGUAAAUGAAGUGGCAAAAGUGAGUUUGCAAGAUCGUCCAGAUGUAUUCUUAAAUAUCAAAGCUCAUGUGGUUGAGCAGAUUAUUGAAGUAUUAAACAUGAGUAAUGGUGCAAAGUUGAAAUGCAUAAGGUUUGGUUCUGUUUUCUUUGGAGCUUCAAAGAUUGAACAAGCACUUCUGUACAAUAAUAGCCCAGAACCCAUAAACUGGGUGGCCAUAAUGCAAGAUGAUUCAGUUGGAGAAGAAUUGGGUACAAAUACUCGACAAAGAACAGAUGUUGCUUUAAAUAAUCUUACCUACUUAAGGAAAAUAAAGGACAUAGAUGUUACCACUUUUAUCUCCUGUGUUCCUAAUGAAGGAAGGUUACUACCUUAUCAAAAGAUUAUAAUUACAUUUUGUUUCAGCCCAAAACUAAUCAUUGAUGGUCAAGUGAAUAAUGAUCCUUCACACAGGCAGGACUAUGCUGUCUUUUUAAGAUUUGAGUCUGUAGGAAGUAAAGAUGGAUUUUUGAGAGAUGAUAACAGUAAAACCAUCAAAAGUGAUCGAUUUCAGAAAGUGGAAUUAGCCCUGACAGGUUCAGGACUUCCUGUCUUAUUACAGUUUGAUCCAGGAAGGGUCCUUAAUUUUGCACCUUGUUUCAUCGGUGGACGUUCAGAGAUUCAGUGUGUUAUGCAAAAUCGAUCUAAAUCACUUCCUGUGAUGUACCACUUUAAGAAAACUGCACAUUUUAAAAUUGAUCCUCAAAGGGGCAAGAUUGAUGAAGGAAGUAUGCAGAAUGUGACUUGUUCAUUCAUUCCACAUCAAGUUGGAGUCUUUAAUGUGAAGCAGUUUAUAGAGAUUAUUGGCUCAGUGGCAGAUGAAACUUUGCAGUCGUCAUCACUGAAACCUUUCCAUCAGAUAUGUUUAUAUUUCAGUAGUGUCUGUAAAUCUUCCACCAAGAAAGUUGUGAUGAAAAUUAAUCCUGGUAUAUCCCCUUUGGUCAGUAAUCCUACUGGACAGUUUGUAGUGGAAAACUUGGUGGAAUACAAGGAUCAUGCACCUGUUGCAAUGCUUCAGUCAACUGCAACGCAAAUUCACAAUCAUAGCACAAAUAAAGAGUUAAUAAAGGAUGCAAUGAUAGCCUUUCCCAAUGACCGAGCUGCAAGUAUCAGGUCUGGAGAUGAGCAUAAACAUUUCAGGACAAUUUUCACAAAGAUUCCAAGAUAUACCUAUGUGGAUCCUGAUUUUGCGUAUACUGAAUUUGAAAAAAUAGAUAAGAAAGCACAUGAAAACUCUUACACAAGAUACAUUAAAUAUUUAAGAAAUGUGCGCCUGCAGAAACAAGCACAGAGGAAACAUACAUACUCAUAUAAUGAUAUAGACAUCGGAUUACAACCAGCGUCAGGUCUAAAGUCACCCACACUCUCAGAAGCGGAAAUAGAAGAGGAAUUAUCUUCAGCACAGUGUCGGAUCAAAUGUAACCAGUUGCUAAGUACCAGGAACAUAGCAUCCAAGGAGACAAAGUCUCUGAGAAGAAAGGUUCUCAAAGGACUUAAAUCAGAGCCAUCUACAGCCCAUGAAAAACAUGACUGUGGCUUAAUUUUGACACCAAAGCUAAUUCAUCAAGUGAUUGUUGGGCCCUCUGUCCUUAACUUUGGUGAUGUUUGUGUGAACUCAACAAAUACUCGUUUACUACAUGUUAUUAAUAUGCUCCCUAUGCAUAUUUUGAUCCAGUUAGAUGUUAAUUUGGUAGAACUUCGGAAAACCAACCAAUUUUCCUAUGUGGUUCCACCUACAGCCAGUACUUAUAUUUCAGUGGUGUUUGAAUCUCCCAGCAUUGGAAAAUUUUGGAAGUCUUUCAUCUUUACAGUGAACAAUAUACCCAGUGGGCACAUCCUAGUGAUGGCAGUUGUUCUGCCAGUCAGACUGGAGCUAUCUUCUAAUGAGCUUGUAUUGAUACCACAUGGCUUCUUGGUGAAAACAUGCUUCAGGGGAACGGUUAGGUUGUAUAACCAUCAGAAUUACUUUGUCAAAUUUGCAUGGCAACCAGUAAAUGCAGGAAAAAGGAUAGCAUUUUCAAUUCGUCCAGCUAAAGGCACUGUUGAACCACAUUCCUCACUGGAGUGUGAAGUAACAUGGCAGCCGGAUUUUGAUUCGCCAGAAAAGGGAGAGUUUCUUCUUCACAUCGAUGAAGGAAACACGCUGACACUGAAAUGUUUUGCACGUCUUGGUCAUACCAAGGUCAGAUUUUUAGAAACAAGCUUAUCCUUCAGUAAUAGCCCUCAAGGGUUAACAACUUGGAGGAAAGCCACUCUUCACAAUGUAGGACCAAACCAUGCUUAUUUCAAGAUUUGUGACCAGAGUCUUUUGUCUACAAUUAAUAUUAUUCCAUCACAAGGAAUAAUCCCAUUGGGAGGGCUAACUGUUCUCAAUAUCUCCUGUACAUCUACGGUGGCAGAAAAAUUUGAUACAAGAGCAAAGGUUGCUAUUCGCCAUGGAAAUGACAUAGACCUUAGGAUUGGGGGGUCUGUUGAGAUUGCUGAUGUCGAAAUCAGUCCGGAUGUAUUUAACUUCAGUGGCACAUAUGUUGGCGCUACCCAGAUUAUUCCAUUUUUAGUAAAAAACAAAGGUAUAACACGUGCCAGAGUAGAGUUUAAUCUAGAAGACUUUGAAGGUUUUUCAGUGCAUUUUAAAGACAAAUCAGGGAAAUUCACAGACCCUGCAUUUCCUGCCAUAUAUUUUUUGGAGUUAGAGAAAGAGACAUCUCUGGAGUGUGGCAUGGUUUUUUCUCCCAAAGAAGUGGCGACUUACAAGUUUAGCAUUCAAGUUCGAAUUAAUUUCUUCGCGGCUUCAGAACUUUAUACCCAAUGUUGUAAGUCAAAUACUGCUAUGAUACCCAAGACAGCACCACUUAUUCGACCAUGUUACAUUCAAGCUACUGUGUUGCAAGCCCCAUUGAGAUUAUCCAGCACUGAUUUUAUGUUUGAAAUCCUAUCACAUACUAUGGAUCCUAAUAACAGGAUCACAAAAACUCAGGAUCUUGUCUUACAUAAUGUUUCCAAAAAAGAUGUAAAGUGGACUUUGAAAACUAGUAAUACUGGCAAACUUUUUAAAAAUGGCAUAUUCAAAUUUAGCAUGCUGAGUGGGACUCUGAGACCAAAUGAAGAGUGUAAUGUUUCUAUAAAUUUCUGUCCAAAACUUCCUAGAAAAUACACAGCUGAUAUUCCUGUACGUUUAAAUGAUAAUCCACUUUGCUAUCGAAUGUUGUGUCUGGUUGGAGAGGUGAAAUUACCCAAGUUAUUGUUUGACCCUCCUUUCAUAUUUUUUACUCCUGUUCCUUUGAAUGUAACAACUGUGAUGGAUAUCAACAUUUUACCUCAGAGCUAUUUCAGAGAUUCAACUUUAAGUGUCCAGAUUCCCCCAGCAACGCUUCUUAAUGGUGAUGAGAUUCAGCCUCUUUCUGCGAAUUUCCCAAAAGGCCAAGUCAUCACAGGCUCUCCCAGUGGAACUAAUGCUGCGCUAACAUGCCACUUCAGCUUCAAAUCAUCUAAACCUGUGUCAUUUUUCACCCAUGUUCUUUUCUGCGAUAACAGCGAUAACCGGUUUUCACUUCCAGUUGCUGCAACAGCAGAAAACUGCAUUCUUACUAUUUAUUCAUAUAUGGCAAUUCAUCUUGAUAAGCAGAAAAUUAUUGUAAAGAAUGAUAAGGAUGCCAGUUCUGUGAAGACUGAAAGCAAAGUUCUGCUUCCCAGCCGACAGGCUCGAUUACCCUCUCCUGCUCCUAGUAAAUUUAGUGAUGCUGGGACUGCAAAAGGAAGAUUAUUUGUUGGAAUGGAAAUAAUACCUGAAAGAUUGGAGUCAGGCAGAAGUAAAAUGUCAAGGAGAGGCAACAGAUCUGUGGAAAAGGAGGCGAAAAACGAGCAAUUCUUUUUUCUUGAAGAAGGAACAAAAACAUACAGCUUCUUUCAGAAGGUUGUAGAUGCAGCUCAGACCUGGUUCAGUCUCUUUGGCUGGCCUGAAGGACCCCAUUCUCUGUCUAUUCCAGAGACUAUAAGAAGGGAUGUGUAUAAAAUACAAUUCAAGUCAUCAGCCAUAUCACCCCAAAAAUUUUCCAGACAGAAUGACUUUUCCAGAUAUAAUAAGACCAUUUAUGAUGUGAUGCUCCACUUAAGUGGAAAAAUGCUACCUGGAAUUAGUUCAAGUCAGUCUUUACCUGUGAAUUAUCCUGAAAGAGUGAUUCAACUUCAUUUGCAACAUUCUUUACUUCUUGACUUUCUCAAUGCUCAAGGAGCAUGUGUUUCUCAUAUACUACCAGAAUUUCUGCUUGAACUGGAAGAUUAUAAGAAGUGGAUUGAAAUUACAUCUUCCACUAAUACCUCGCCCAAGUUUACCAGUAUACCUAAGGAAAAGAGUACUAUUAUUAUAGAUAUGACUAAGUUUGAAGCCUGGAGUAAACGGUCAUGGACAGAUGUAUUCCUUCAGAUAUACAAGGUUCUGGUACUAUCCCGGGUUGUACCACACAGCAUCAAUAAUCUGCCCCCUAUACAUGUGCAAAAUUCACCAAAAGUCAAUCCUUGUUUUGUAUCCAGCAACAUCUAUUCUAAUUCUGAAAGGAUUCUACUUAGUUGGAUGAACACGAAUUAUGAGAAUUCCAGACAUGUUAUUUGGAAAAACUGUCAAAAAGGUGUUAUUCCGUCUGAAAGAUGGAUAGUAAAUUUUGAUAGAGACCUUGUAGAUGGCCUUGUUUUUGCAACGCUGUUGGGAGCCUAUUGCCCAUUUUUGAUUGAGUCUCAUUUUGUAAAUAUGUACACACAACCAAAAAGUUCUGAACAGUAUCUGCACAAUUGCUUGAUUAUUGUGAAUGUUCUCCGUGAGAUUGGCUUUGACAUGGACAUACAGGCCACUGACAUCUGUGAUCCUAAUCCAAUCCUGAUGCUCAUGUUUUGUGUCUACAUGUAUGAAAGACUGCCUACAUAUCUCCCCAAGAAGGUGGUGCCCUUUCAUUGUACUCUUCAUGACACUGUGCUGACAGAGAUUCUACUGAAAAAUCCAGGCUUCAAGAGAUUAGUGUAUAAUGCUACAAUUGUCGGAAGAGAUGCCUCUGAUUUCUCCCUCUCCCAGGAAGGGAAUGUUGUGACAAUUUCUCCAAAAAACCAAACUACCAUCACUCUGAAAUUUACCAGUCACUUCCUCCAUCCUGCUGAAGCGUCACUGCUGUUAAUUUCCAAACCGAAGAAUGGAAUAGGAGGUAGUACGAUGACUUUUGCCCUCAAGGGUGAAGUCCUCAGUUUUAAAGCCAUUGAUAUUAUAAAAUGUAGAUCCCCAUGUUAUAAAUGGAAAGAAAUCACUGUGAAUGUUAAAAAUCCCUUCCACGCUGCUGGAGACUUCAGUGUCAUUUUGGUGGAAUCCUCAACACUUAUCUCUUUGCCAUCCCAGUUAACUGAAACUGGACAAUUUGUUGACCACAUGAACGAUGGUGGUGCUGUGAGUAGCGGUGAAUGUGACGUUGCUGAAGGCUCUUUCCAUGCCCCAAAUGCCUUAAAAACCUCGAUUAAGUCCCAUUUCAUCAAAGAGUUCUUCUGCUCUACACACACUCUUCACCUGGGACCGAAAGGGACUUCCAACCUGGAGCUCUUCUUUCUUCCCUUUGACAUGCACACGCGCUACUGUGUCAUCAUCCUCAGCAACAAGAAGAUUGGAGAACUAAUAUAUGUUUUGGAAGGAAAAGGUAUGCUCCCCUUGCCUUCCAGAUUAUUUCCAUUGGAUUCUUCAACUCCACUUGACUUCAGCAGUUCUCCUGACAAAGUGCCUACUAACAAAGAUCCAGUUCUAUACCUGAAAUCCAAAUUCCAUCAAAUCCUGGUUGUGGACCUUAAAUUGCCACUGAUAAAUGAAGCCAAGGAAAAAGCCUUGACUUUUGCAGCCCAGCAACAGAUAUCGAAGAUAGAGUAUGAGAAAAGGUUGAUCACCGGUACUCUGGAGAGCAGCAGUAUCCGCGUGGCCGUUGCCCUCCUGGGGCUGAGCAAGAUUGAGACUUGUACACUCUUUAAUAUUUCAAAGUUGAAGAAGCCAAAUUCCAUUUCAUACAAUACAGAACUAAGCCUUCCACAAUAUUUUAAUUUCCCCAACACAGUCUGCAUUCCUCAGGUUCCGGGAACUCAAGUUAAAUUGACUCAAUCUCAAGGAAUUAACUCUGCAAAUAAAACAGCUGCAGAUGAAUAUGUUCCAGUUCCUUUAUAUUUCGUUCCUGACUGUCCUGGACGCUACCCUUGUAAAAUUUUGUUGACAUCAAAGUAUGAUGUGCGUGUCUAUUGCAUUGAAGGUGUGGUGAAUGAAGAACAUGCAGAGGCCAGAUUUGAUUUUGAAACACCAGCUUUUAAAGCCCUUACCCACAAUAUUCCAAUAAAUAAUGAAACAAAUAAUGAAUGGAAAUAUCAAGUUACUAUAGAAGGAAAAUGGUUUUAUGGACCUCCUGUUUUACAUGUUGGACCAGGUGAAACUGCACAUUAUCCACUCACAUUCAAACCUAUUUUGGAAUGUGUGAUUAUGGGCAGACUUAUUCUACAAAAUGAAGAUGGUAUGGAGCAUGUCUUUGACAUAAAAGGAAUUGGAAAAAGACCCUUGGCCUUGGAGCACAUCACUGUCAACUGUCAAGUGGGGGAAAAAACAAAUAUAUCCAUAAUGGUGCCCAAUUACACAUUGACUAUGCUAACAUUUAAGGUAUCUUCAGAUCUUCCAAUGGUGUGGGGAAAGCCAGACAUCACCAUAGACCCUGAUAAUCCUGCUCCAUAUAUUCUACAUGUGUGCCCUUGGAAACGUGGUGUAUUCAAAGGUUCAAUUUCAUUUUCUGUUAAAAGCAAACAAAAGAAUAAUCCUCAGAAAGACUCAGACCAAGAUAAAGAUGAAGAUCUAAUACCCUUUUUUAUGAAAUCGUUGUCAGAACCAUCCAACAGAUUCAAUGAGGAAUUAUCAGAUGGUACUAUUAACAAUUAUCGAGUCUGGUAUUAUCUUGAGAUCCAUAGCACUCCUGCACCACCCUUAAAAACUACUCAAGUGGAAGGUGCUGCUCUGGAUAAUGUUUGUAUCAAAAUCCCUCUCUUUAAUCCAAAAAGGAAAAUAAUUCACAUAAAGGUGCAGUUAUCGAGUGCUGCGUUUAGUGGUAACAGGAAACUUUCCCUGUUUCCAUUACAAUCUGUCAAGUCCGUCAUAAGGUAUACUCCAGCGACUACAGACUGUAAAGAGGAAAGCAUUAUUUUUCAGCCUCAUACAGGUAUAGAGUUUUGGUAUUUACUGAAGGUAACUACUGAUGGACCAGAACCAACCAUACUGCCAGAAUUAAAUUGUGACCUUGGAAAGUUUGCCACUGAGAUAAUUCAUUUAGACAAUCCUACACAUGAAACUUUAGAAUUGCAAGCAACGAACAGUAAUCCUGAUCAUUUUGUCCUGGAGAUUAACCGGUCACCAUGUACACAACUGAUCAUACCUCCUCACUCCACCAGAGACAUGCUUGUUCACUUUCGUCCUUCUGCUCUUGGAAGAGAUGGUCAUCAGACUUCCAUCGUCUUCCACUGUACUCAGUUUAAAGACUGGAUAUUCUACCUCUCUGGAGUAGGACUAUUUCCCCAGCCUCAAGAAAUAGAAACAAUAACCACAUACCUUCAUUUUCAAUCAUCUAUUCUUAUACCUUUCCAAAAUCCCACCAAGGACGAUGUUUUAAUUGAUAUCAUGCUAACAGCUCAUGAAAAGCCCAAGAAUCUUGUCAUGGCUCAGUACUGGGACAGCUUCUUUGAAAAGACUUCUGCCUUCAAGUUUCGUGGUCUGAGUCAUACAAAAGAAAUUGCAUUGCCUCCUAAAGGGACCUUAGAUAUCCAAGUGUUAUUUGUGCCCCAAGUUAUGAAAUUGCAAAAAACAAUGGUUGUUGUUCAAAUGAAGAAGGUGAACAGAGGAAGUUGGCUUAUUGACAAUUUUAAUGAACCGCACAAAGAGGUGAAAAGGUCUAUGGGACUAGACAGUGCAGAAGUCCAAGAAAUAUGCUGGAUAUACCCUAUUAUUGGAUUCCCACAGGCACCAUAUCCAGAAUGCCCUCAAGUUGUUAUAAACUGUCAAUCCAGGAAGCAGGUAGAAGAAGAGGUGGAAGUCACAGUGGAUGGUGAUUUUUCUGGACAAAAUCCUAUCUUAGAUCUGACAGACUUUAUAGUGAUUCCGAAAAGAGAAUCAUACAAUCUUUAUGAAGAUGCUGAUGAUACAUCUAUGAAACGUGAAUUUGAAUAUGAAAUUCAGUUUGAAUCUGAAGCUGUGAAGGCUAACUUGGAAUCCUGUGUGGCUUUAUAUUUGAUGAAAAAAUCUUAUGAUAUGAAGAAUGAAAGGAUAACAUUGGUCUUCAGUUUGAUAUUCGCACCAAAGAAACCAUUGACGUCUCAUGUUAUACUGGCAGUAGAGUGCCUAACAUACGGGAUCUGGAGGUUUCCCAUGAUGCUGGUUGCUACUGAGCCUGAUGUGGAUGACGUCAUUGACAUCGAAGGGGUUGGUUUAUUUAAGGAAUCUACUAUUGACUUAAGGCUGACAAGUCAGACAAGAAAUCCUGAGCCAUUUACUGCAUACUUCCUACCUGGCAGUGAUCCUGAGUUUUAUGUAAAACCACAGAUUGGAGAACUUCUUCCUUAUGAAGAAGGAACUGAAGGAACUCUCAUCAUUGUGGCUUUUAAACCCCAAAUGUACAGCAGGAAGUACAAAGCAAAGUUAGUAAUAGAGACAGCAGAUAUGUACUGGUUAUAUGAUAUCAAUGGGUUACCUCCAGCUACCAUACCACCAAUAAAUGUAAAAGCCAAAAUUGACAAUACUAACAAGAUGUUUGACAGGAAGCCAGUUCAUCGGCGCAAUUUUAUCUAUGAAAAUUCUCAACUCAUAAGGACGGGGGUAUCUUCUACCAUCAAGGGUGCUCCUUUGAUGUUGAAGAAGAAAUAAAAAAAGUUUUUUCCAAAGUAUUUCUUGGUCUUACGUAGAGUUGAAUAUAUUUUCGUGAU